Molecule: messenger RNA, 2229 nt
Organism: Botrytis fragariae
Lineage: Eukaryota; Fungi; Ascomycota; Leotiomycetes; Helotiales; Sclerotiniaceae
Exons: 1
Coding region: 1-2229 (742 amino acids)
Source: RefSeq, a predicted model, not a curated record
AUGGUGGUUCAAAGAUUGAGGACCUUAGUGUUGUUUGGGGUUAUUUUGUUGUUUUGUUACACAUGGAAAUUCUUCCUGCCGAGAAAUCCAAAAAGUGUGGUUUAUGGGGAGGAGAUGAUCAUACCGCAGGAUGUUUGGGAACAAGUUAAGAAAAACAACGAGAUUUUGCACGAUAACGAGGUUGAGAGGGAACGGGUGACGACGACGAGUUCGACGACGGGUUCGACGACGAGUACGGUGGAAGAAAUCAAGACAUCGACGAUACCUGAAGUAGUGGUAGUGACAGAUUCACGAACGGUAUUGACGCCUUCACCAAUACCAACAUAUACGCCACAUGAAGUAGCCGAGCCAUCCAAAUCCCAGAUGGCUCAAAAUGAGGCCUCGGAAUCAAGACAACAUUUUUCCUCGGAGCAGACACAAGCUCCAAAAGCAGAAAGUAAUGAACAGCAUAGUAGUUCAUCUCAAGAGGUCCAGCAACAGCAAGAAUUCAAUCCGAAGAUCAAAGAUAAUUUCCCAUUAGCAAUGAACGCUCGCUCCGCCGCCGACUUACCUCCCAUCCCCCCAUGGAACAAACCUCCGACCCCUCACGUAAAAGAGAAAACGCCCCUCUUCAUUGCUUUCACUAGGAACUGGCCAUUACUCCAACAAACGGUUGUCUCUUGGAUAACUUCAGGUUGGCCAGCCGAAGAUAUAUAUGUCGUUGAAAACACCGGUACGAUGAGAUCUAACGAAUUUGGCCGUCUUUCCCUCCAAAAUCCUUUUUUCCUAAAUCACACUCGACUUCAUAUGUUAGGUGUGAAUGUCAUAGUUACACCUACUCUUUACACAUUUGCUCAGUUACAGAAUUUCUUUCUCUGGACCGCUAUCGAAAAGGACCUCGAGACAUAUUUCUGGAGUCAUAUGGAUAUCGUUCCUAUCACUUUCGAAGAGGACAUCUCCGUAUCUGAUGAUUACUCUGGGCACAAAACUAUCUACCAACAUGCUAUCGAAGUUCUGAAAUCGGCACAAUCACCUGGACCGGACCCGAAUUCCUCAGAUCGAAGCAAGCCAUGGGCAAUGAGAUUCUUUGCAUUUGAUUACUUAACCUUGGUAAACAGAGCGGCUUUUGAAUCGGUCGGUGGAUUCGAUACUACUAUUCCUUUCUAUCAUACUGAUUGUGAUAUGUACGAUCGAUUGAUCAUGGCUGGAUAUGAGAUGAACGAGCCACGCCACUUAAUGACAACAGUUGGGGAUGACUUUGACGGAUUAGAUAGAGCUGGACGUGGAUAUAUUUAUGAUGUUGCGAAUAGCAUUGACGAUUUGAUCGUUCUAUACCGGAAGAAGAAUACUGUAGAAGCCAGUUUUACGGACCAGACCAGACCGGAAGAUAUUGAAGCAGCACGCAAGCAUAACGAGGAGCAGCUGAAGAUGGAAAAGGAAGCUCAAGAGCAAGAAGAGGCCCGGAGAAAGGCCGAAGAAAACAAAAAACAGGCUGCGAUUGAUGACGAGAAUGCGCAAGCGCAUGCAAAAGCAAUGCAAGAACAGGUGAAAGCUCAGGCAAUGAGAGAGCAAGCUACACUUGACAAUAAAGCCGAAGAGAUAAAAAAACAGGAGGAAAAGGCCCAGAAUGAAGGUCAUGUUAUGGAUCACCCAAAAACUGAUGCCGAUGCCAGUAAAGGAUAUGAAAGCGACAAUGCUGAGGUAAAAGGGUCCUCAGAUAGACAGCAAGAAUUGCGACAAGAAAAGGAAAAAGAGGAGAAAGAAUCCAGUUCCUCAACUACCCACUCAAAUGUGGGCGAGUAUAGAAAGCGAGAUCUGGAAGAUUCGUUAGCAAAUACCCAAAUAAAAUCAUUAGCGGAUCUCCAUCAUGACGCCACCUCAAAGCCAGCCUCAAAAAGUCCAACUGCAUCAACGGCGUCUUCUCCAUCCACAUCUUCAAACUCGAAAUGGAUAACCGACCAGCCCGGUUCCCCGGCGUAUUUUCAACUCCUCCAAGUCGUCAACGACAUGGUAGGGGCCAAGUACUCCCAAGGCGGCGAUGGUCGGAAUACAUGGCAACAUCAACAAUCCGGAGGUCAAGGCGAACCUUAUUAUCGCAAUGCAGAUGGAUUUGAAAAGGCCGUUCAAAUGACUAUCACAUUAGGAAGAGGAGUUUAUCUCGAGAAAUGGGGAACGCUGGAGUGUGGGUUGAUCAAAAGUGGAGUCACGAUGGAUGAUGAGUGGAAGCCUCGCGAGUGGAAUAUGCAGUGA